AUGAGAAAAAAAAAUAUUAUUAAAUAAUACAAUAAAUUUCUAUAACAUUUUCUCCGUUAAAACUAAUAAUUUCUAUCCUAAUCGAUUCGUCUUGCCAAAACUAAACAUUGGCGUUCUACAUAUAUAUAUCAACCUGGUGCUGUAAAAGACUUAACUGUCACUUUAAUUCCUGGAAUAGGUAUUGGUCCUGAAGUAUGUGAAUCUGUUCUUUCCGUAUUUAAUCAUGUGAACGCUCCUGUGAAAUUCGAAUCAAUUGAAAAUUUUAGUUGGGAAGAUGAAAAAGUCCGCAAAUAACUAAAAAAGAAUCGCACAAUUCUACUAGGUGUAAUUCCUGGCCAUAAAAGUGCUAAAUUUGUAGAGAAUUUCCAUUUUUAUAAAGAAUUAGGUCUCUAUGCUGAUGUAAUACCAGCUUUUUCACUUCCUGGAAUAAAUUCGAGACAUAAAAACGUAGAUGUAGUUGUAAUUAGGGAAAAUAACGAAGGAGAAUUCACUGGAAUAGAGCAUGAAGUAUAUCCAGGAGUCAUAGAAUCUAUAAAGGUAAUAACUAAAUAAGGAUCAUUAAAAGUAGCAGAAUAUGCAUUCGAAUUCGCUCAUUUAUCAGGACGAGAAAAAGUAACGGCUGUACAUAAAGCUAAUAUAAUGAAAAAAGCAGAUGGUCUUUUUUUAGAAGCAUGCAGGGAAGUUUCAAAAAAAUAUCCUUUUAUUAAAUAUGAAGAAAUGAUUAUUGAUAAUUGUUGCAUGUAAAUGGUUAAAUAUCCAUAAUAAUUCGAUGUAAUGGUCAUGCCUAAUUUAUAUGGAUCUAUUGUUAGUAAUGUUUGUGCAGGAAUUAUUGGAGGGGCAGCAUUAAGUGCAGGUGCUUGUGUAGGAAAUGAUCAUACGUUGUUUUCAUAAGGUACUAGACAUGCAGGUAAUGAUAUUGCUGGUAUGAAUAUUGUAAAUCCUACUGCAAUGUUAUUUUCAAGUAUUAUGAUGCUUUAGCAUAUGAAUUUACCGCAUUUUGCUGAUAUUAUUUCUAAUGCUAUUAAUAAAACAUUAAAUGAAGGAAAAAUCUUAACAAAAGAUGUAGGAGGAAAUGCAACUACAACUCAAUUUACGAAAGCUAUUAUAAAUAAUAUUGUUUAAUGA
This is a messenger RNA of Ichthyophthirius multifiliis, 1125 nucleotides long. RefSeq lists its product as hypothetical. Gene Ontology annotation, cellular component: mitochondrion. Lineage: Eukaryota; Ciliophora; Oligohymenophorea; Hymenostomatida. Gene Ontology annotation, biological process: tricarboxylic acid cycle; isocitrate metabolic process. The record is from RefSeq and is a predicted model, not a curated record. Gene Ontology annotation, molecular function: magnesium ion binding; NAD binding; isocitrate dehydrogenase (NAD+) activity. The transcript has 2 exons.